AUGGCAGCUGCCAAAUCACUCGAAAUGCGAACCACGCCACCCGCCAAGCAGAACCCUGCGACCAACCCAGAGGAUAUCGAUCUCGAAGUCUACCGGGCAGCGAUUACCCUGUUCUCCAUGCGGGCUGCUGAGGAAUAUGUCAUUUUGGACAAGAGCAGUGUCGGCACUGCCAUGGCCGACCCCAACUUACUCUCUAUGCAAGAAGACAAACGGAUCAGAAAUGAUGCCUCCUUGGGUAGCAAAAACUUUGGCGCCUUCAUGGCGGCUACCACGCAUUCGACUAGAACAUCCAGUACCCAACCCAUCCAUGUUUUCCAGUCUUCGCCUGGGUUCUGGCUCAAAUCGCGAUGCCAGAUCUUCGCUGUCGCCCACUUUCCGCGUCGGCAUGUCGCAUCUCUCCACAACACCUCUGUCAUCGCCCGAGCAGAGUCCGACAGCUAA
This is a messenger RNA of Parastagonospora nodorum SN15, 441 nucleotides long. RefSeq lists its product as hypothetical. The transcript has a single exon. The record is from RefSeq and is a predicted model, not a curated record. NCBI's taxonomy places the organism in Eukaryota, Fungi, Ascomycota, Dothideomycetes, Pleosporales, Phaeosphaeriaceae. The coding region runs from base 1 to 441 and encodes 146 amino acids.